Messenger RNA from Exophiala xenobiotica, 2120 nucleotides. RefSeq lists its product as uncharacterized. The record is from RefSeq and is a predicted model, not a curated record. Bases 371 to 1660 code for a protein of 429 amino acids. NCBI's taxonomy places the organism in Eukaryota, Fungi, Ascomycota, Eurotiomycetes, Chaetothyriales, Herpotrichiellaceae. The transcript has a single exon. Gene Ontology annotation, molecular function: GTPase activator activity.
GACACCCACAUCGACACAGACCUCGCAACUGCGUCGGCGUCUGCGCAGACCAUCAAUGUUGACAUCCAACCACUCGUUGCUCUUCUCAUCCUCUUUCAAUACCUAUUUCAUCUUCUCACAUUCCAUCACAGCCGCCUCUACAUUAGCCGCAUGGUAAACCAACCGAUGCAAAUCUAUUCAGGUGCUCCUGAAACACUCGUUUGAUCGAUUCGUUAUACCUUUCCCUCGGUCUCGUGUGCCCGCCGUCUCAGACGUCCCCGCCGCCGCCGCAUCCACAUUGUCCACCGCUCACAGAAUGCUAUGGCUGCACCCUCACUCUGAAGACCGCGGCUCUCAAAAGCUUUAAGAAACCCGUUACCUCCUCCUCGCAAUGACGGCUACCUCUCCUCUCCGUCCCUCUACCCCCUCAAAACCGUUCUUCAAUGCGCCUCAACUCUCGCCAAACAGAAUGCCGCCAGCCUUCGUCCCGCCAGCCUCCUUCAAACCGGGACAUCGAAACUUUGACGUCUUUUCCCCUGUUGAUCAGAACGGCAGUUUCUGUUUCGACCGUGUUAUCAAGAGCGGGAAAGUUCUUCGCCGAGUAAAGAACAAAGGAGCCUGGAAACCCUCUUGGAAACCUGCGUACCUCGUCUUGAGACCGAACCUACUAUCUGUCUACCAAAAUCCAGACGAGACCGACUUGAAAGCUUCCAUAACUCUCUCCGAAGUCAACGCAGUUGCACCAGUCCGCAAGGCUCGUACCGAGAAUGUGUUUGGAGUCUUCUCCCCGUCCAAGAACUACCAUUUCCAAGGCCUCUCGGCAAAGGAUUCCACAGACUGGAUUGCACAUAUACGCAUGGAAGCGAGAACAGACGAGGAGGAUGAUAUUGACCUUUUUGCGCCGCAAUUUCCAAAUCGCGAAGGAGAACCAUCCAACACGUAUGAAUCCACCGAUAUGUCUGCAGAUGAAGUACCUAAAGCUCGCGUCUCCUCUGAGGGCCACCGGACGGGCGUGCAGAUUAGGUCGAGGAAAGGAUCACAACUGGCGCAUCAGCCGAAGCCCGCUUCUACUCUCAAUGAGUACUCUGGAAACGAACAGUUCACGACGUCAAUUUCUGAUUUCUCGGAUGCCCUAGGCAGCUCUCUCCCGAAGAAUUCGACCUCAUCACUUCCUAAACACCCAGCACUGACACCAAUUGCCUCGUCUCAGCAGCUUGCCUCAUCUUCUAAGCCUAAACUGCCCGCUCCGACAGCUCCCUCAUCGUCUCACGCCGACCCAACGACCGACCCUGAGCGUGUGAUCCGUCAUGGAUACUUACAAAUCCUCAAAUCCCACAAGACAGGUGUCAAGGGAUGGAAAUGGCUGUGGGUCGUCCUCCGAGCCCGAAGUUUGGCAUUCUACAAGGACGACCAGGAAUACACCGCCGUCAAGAUCUUCUCCAUGAACUCGAUCAUCAAUGCAGCAGAGAUUGACCCUAUCAGCAAGUCCAAAACAUUCUGCUUCCAAGUAAUCACAGACGAUAAGACAUACCGAUUCUGUGCCAAUGACGAGGGCGACCUGGAACGGUGGCUUGGUGCAUUGAAAAGUGUGCUCAGUAAACUACAUGAAGCCGAGAAAGCCUUAGCCAAAGGGAAGGGAAAUGCCAUCACAGAAGGGACUGCUGCGCUGUCUUUACGUUAGGCAUGGUGAUUUCCAUUGACGGCAAGUAGCCAUAACAAGUUUUGGAGGCGAGCCUUGGGUGACGCGCGGUGUCGAACUGACGAUUUGAUGUACAAUUUAUGAAUGCCUACGAGCUUACGAACAGGACUUUUGGAGCGCCUCGGGCUGUCGAUCAGCAAAUGCUGCGCUGUGGUGUCGAAAUGUUGGUAUAAAAUUUGGUUUUGCUCUGCAUUGUAUACCCCGGGGUGUUAGGAUGCUGGAUACCCUUGCGAGGACGACUAUUGAGGAAGGGUUUUUGGAAGGAUGAGAAUAUCAUUGGUAUGAACAAAACGAGUACCUGAGCACGACCGUUUUUAAAAAAAAAUUGCCGGUGGCAUGCGAAGAGCAGUGUGCAGAUGAUGAGAGGCGAAAUAGAGCGUUUCGCUUGUUCUAUAUUGGCAUGAAUAUACAAUAGUACAGUAGUGUGGUACAGAGUCACCAC